Messenger RNA from Triticum dicoccoides, 1078 nucleotides. RefSeq names its product myosin-11-like. The record is from RefSeq and is a predicted model, not a curated record. Lineage: Eukaryota; Viridiplantae; Streptophyta; Magnoliopsida; Poales; Poaceae. The transcript has a single exon. The coding region runs from base 127 to 765 and encodes 212 amino acids.
CACAAAGAGGAGGAGAAAGAAGCCUCUCCUUUUCCAGCAGAGCCUUUCCCCAUCUCUCCCCACAACCGCCGCCGCCCAUCGCGCACAGAAACCACGCUCCAAGACACCAAAACCCACCGAUCCCCCAUGGAGAACGGCGACGAAACCCUCGUCUCCCCCACCGCUGAGGCCGAGAAGGCUGCGCCCAACGGAGGCGUCGCGGGCGAGGAGGUCACCCUCGCCGACGCCGUCCACCCCGCCAAGUCCUACGCCGCCGUCGCCGCCAACGCCGAGAUCGAGGACCUCCGCGCCACCAAGCUCGACCUCGAGGAGCAGCUCGCCAACGCCAGCCAGGAGAACAAGACCCUCGCCGCGGAGGCCCACCGCCUCGAAGGCCUCUUCUCCCAGGCUCGGGACGACGUCGCCACCGCCGAGCAUGCCGCCGCCACCACCGAAGAAGAGGUGGCCUCGCUCCGCGCCGAGGUCGAGCGCCUCCAGGCCCUCCUCGACCGCAAGAAGGCCGACCGUGAGGCGGACGAGCGCCAACGCCAGGAGCUCACGGCCGAGGUGGAGACCGUUCGUCAGGCGAAGCUCAAUCUCGAGAAGGAGGUCGACGCCCUGAAGGCUUCCGCCGCUGCUACCACCGUGGAGGACAGGGAGGCUGCUCCGGACGCUGGGGCCCCGAAGGAAGAGGGAGUCGCCUGGCAGGGGAUGGCAGCGGGGGCGGCCGCUGGUGCUGCCAUCACAGCUGCCGUCGUUCUGAUCUACCUCCGCCUCAAGAGGUAAUCUGAUGCUCUGGUGCGCAGGAAGUUUUGCUCUGCUGCUACAGCUUAUGGAAGAUUUGAUGAGUUUGUCGUGGUGAUGCUGUUACUACCGAACCGAGAGUAAUAUGUCUUCUAUCAGUUAGUUGCUUAAUAGACUACAAAAACUUAGGUAAUCUGGAGAAUGGUUAUGUUUCAUCCGUGUUUUCCUUAAUCAUCUACGGGCUUUUGGUGGUGACGGUGAAUGUGUAGACACUUUGUCAACCGAGCAAGGCUGUAUGCUUGGUUAUACUAUUAUCGUUAUGGUUGCUGGCUUACUGCUGCGGUUCUGCACUUUA